AUGUCUGCUCAAUUUACAACUCACCAAAUAACCUCUCUACUUGCUGCUAUCCAUUUGGAUCCAUUUGAUAUAGCGUUCUUAUAUAUGCAAGCUCCAAUGGAACACAACCCUAACCCUAACCCUAACCCUAACCCUAACCCUAAUUACAUUCCAGACUCUGAUGAAGCAGAAGAGAGACUCUCUUUUUGUGAUCUUCCCAUGUACAGCGACGUCGCUGAUUGGGAAAAUCUCUAUACACAAGAUCAAACAUCGUAUUCAUCGUCUGAGCAAGACUACUUCGAGUUCUUCGGCGACGAAUGGAAUACCACUACUGAUGCUGCUACAACUUAUCCGCCUCGAAACAUCAUUUUUUGUGGGAAGCUGAUUCCUUACAAAGAAUCGGUAUCUUGUGAGAAGAGUCGACAUGAGCUCGAAAACAAUGAGCAACAAAAGCACGAAAAGCGAGGGCUCUUCCGUUGGAACUUGAGCUCCUUCACCAAACGUAAGACCAUGAAAUCCGGUAAGAGUGACGACAAGUGUGGCUUUAAGGUUCAAAAAGUGAAGCUAGUGACUUCGCCGUCCAAGUCUAGGUGGUACUUGUUCAUGUUUGGGUUGGCUAGGUUUCCGACGGAGAUGGAAUUGAAAGAUAUGAAAAGGCGGCGGAACCGGCAAGCUGGGCCGACGUUGUUCUGGUCAGAUGGUGGCGGUGAUAAGAGCAGAGGGAAGGGGUGGGGUUUGGUUCGGGCUUUGGGUUGUGGUAGCGGCGGUCAGUACACAGACGCCGUCGUUAAGGCGUCACUUGGUGGCACAUUGUGA
Messenger RNA from Cornus florida, 795 nucleotides. RefSeq lists its product as uncharacterized. The record is from RefSeq and is a predicted model, not a curated record. The transcript has a single exon. Bases 1 to 795 code for a protein of 264 amino acids. NCBI's taxonomy places the organism in Eukaryota, Viridiplantae, Streptophyta, Magnoliopsida, Cornales, Cornaceae.